Vigna umbellata (rice bean) is the source of this 836-nucleotide messenger RNA. NCBI's taxonomy places the organism in Eukaryota, Viridiplantae, Streptophyta, Magnoliopsida, Fabales, Fabaceae. The record is from RefSeq and is a predicted model, not a curated record.
AUCAAUGAGAAGGUCAACUGAGUGACAGCACUUGCCCUAUAGAAAAGCUAGGUUUUCACAGCAUAAAUACACUUCAUACAAGUUUGGCAAUGGAUGUAAGCUCUGUCAAUAGAGAAAGGAAUGGAUGCCCCCAAGGAUCAUCAAAAUGUUGUAACCAUAGAUGUCCAUGCUGCUAAAAAUCUGCUAAAUUCAUCAGAUUAUCGUUAUCUGGAUGUGAGGUCAGUUGAGGAAUUCAAUAAAAGCCAUGCUGAGAAUGCAUAUAAUGUCCCCUACAUGUUCAUCACAGAAGCAGGUAAAAUGAGUUUAAAGGGGCAGUCUAAAAGUAUCAAAAUCUGGGGACGGGUGAAAAAUCCAGAUUUUGUUGAGCAGGUGGCAGCAAUAUGCGAGAAUGAGGAUCAUUUGAUUGUGGCUUGCAACAGCGGAGGAAGAUCACUCCGAGCCAGCGUUGACUUACUUGAUUCGGGAUUUAAACAUAUUGUGAAUAUGGGAGGAGGCUACUCUGCAUGGGUUGAUGCUGGAUUUGCUGGGGACAAGCCACCGGAAGAGCUCAAAACUAGUUGUAAGAUUCGUCGUUAAAGAGUUCUAUUAUCCGAUGUUUUUAUGAUUUGAAUAAGGAAACUUUGAAACCAUUUGUAAUUUUCUGUGUGAUAACACGUACUUUCAGUUUCUUUUGUUGUUUUUACUUUGCCAAAAAAGUGUACAUGUUUUUUAUUAUUCAGGUGUGGAUCAAAGAUUAUUCUUACUCGGAAAGUCUUGAUGAUCCAGCUAUGUGAAAAUAAAUUAGUAAUUUUUAAGUGCUUUGGAAAAUUUGUAAAGGUAUAAGGCAAGAGACACUA